AUGUCGCUGGUACAGAUAGCUAUGCAACCCCAAACCAUCGCGAUGGCGGCAUUGUGCUUGACCCUCCUCGCAUUCAUCCACCAUCGACUGACGCGCUCUUCAAAACUGCCUCUUCCACCAGGUCCUCCGGGGAACUUGAUCUUUGGCAAUUCUAUACCUAAAGCUUUCGCCUACCGACACUUUGAAACUUGGACCCAAGAAUACGGGCCCGUCUUCACACUUCGCCAAGGAUUCAACACUAUCAUUGUCAUAGGGCGCAUGCAAGCCGCUAUUGAUAUACUAGAGAAAGAGGGGGCCGCGACCGUCGAUCGGCCGCUGAGCAUCGCUGCAGGGGAGACGCUUUCCGGGGGGAUGAGGAUGUUACUGACUCCAGCCGGGGAACGGUUCAAAAAGAUGCGCAGGGCCCUUCAUGCCCACCUCCAACCUAAGAUUGUUUCGAAUUACGCACCUACGUUAAUGCGCAAUGCAAAGCAGCACAUCAUGGACAUUAUAGACGAGCCUCACCGGCACCAAGAUCACGCUAAACGAUAUUCCGCUGCUGUAGUUAUGGCGCUUGCGUAUGGAAAACAGGCCAAAUCUUACGAAGAUCCCGAUAUUCAAGCUGUCAACCGCUGCCUGACGCGACUGGGUAAUAACCUGCGUCCUGGAAUGUGGAAGGUCGAUGCCUAUCCAUUUUUGAGGCUGACCCGUCGUGGAAUGCCGAAUAGAUACGUGCCAGGGUACCUCAAGGAGCUCCAAGACGGUCACAAAGAGGAGCUGAACUUAUUCAAGAGUCAGAUAUAUGAAGUUAAAAUGAAAAUGGAACGCGGAGAAGAGGUUUUGCCUUCGUUUGGCAAGUAUCUCCUGGAGAGACAGAAGGAGCUCGACCUCUCGGAUGACGAGAUGGCAUACCUGGCGGGAAGCAUGUUCGGUGCUGGGUCAGACACAACCGCGUCGGCGAUCAGUGUCACAGUACUGGCAGCUGCAUGCCAUCCCGAAGCCCACAAACGUGUUCAAGAAGAGCUAGACGCCGUUGUUGGAAGGUCACGGCCACCAACGAUUGCGGAUCAGGAGAUGCUUCCUCAGACAAUGGCAUUCGUACUGGAGUCGGUUAGAUGGCGACCUGUUAGCGCUGGAGGGUUUGCGCACAAGGCAAUCAAAGACAUAGUUUGGGGGAACUACGUGAUUCCAAAAGGCGCGAGCGUUAUUGGAAAUGUUUGGUCUGUUGGACGUGAUCCAGAGUUUUUCCCUGAUCCCGAAACAUUCAAUCCACAGAGGUGGUUGACAGAGGGAGGAAAGCUGAGGGACGAUCUGAAAUCCUAUUCGUUCGGCUUCGGUAGACGAUCGAUAUUUGUGAACGCAGCUCUAAUACAGUGGGCGUUUAAAAUUUCCUCCGACCCCUCCUCCCCGAUUGAUCCAUUGGCGUUCACCGAGUCCGCCAACACUCACCCAUUGCCUUUCAAAGUCAUUUUUGAACCCCGCAUCGCGAGCUCAAUGGAGGCUACGAAGGAGCUAUUUGAAGAUUAUGGUCUUUGA
Messenger RNA from Psilocybe cubensis, 1515 nucleotides. RefSeq lists its product as uncharacterized. Bases 1 to 1515 code for a protein of 504 amino acids. Gene Ontology annotation, molecular function: oxidoreductase activity, acting on paired donors, with incorporation or reduction of molecular oxygen; monooxygenase activity; iron ion binding. The transcript is spliced from 11 exons. The record is from RefSeq and is a predicted model, not a curated record. Lineage: Eukaryota; Fungi; Basidiomycota; Agaricomycetes; Agaricales; Agrocybaceae.